AUACUUUUGAACAAAGGAAAUAAUAAAAUCACUAAACAAUCAAAGUGGAGAGAAAGCUACGUAUUGCACAUUAUUAGAUCAAUUUGAGCUCGGAUCGGAAAAUGGCAACAACUGUCAUGACUUCUCUCCCACAAUACAGUGGGCUAAGACCCAAAAUUUCAGUGGCUCCUGUCCGAAGCCUGGUAGCAAUUCAAACAAUGAGGCGUAAGGGAAAGGGAGCUUUGGGUGCUCGAUGCGAUUUCAUUGGCUCACCCACUAAUUUGAUAAUUGUGUUAUCAACAAGCCUGAUGCUAUUUGCGGGAAGGUUUGGGUUGGCACCAUCGGCAAACAGGAAGGCCACGGCAGGACUAAAGCUUGAAGUAAGGGACUCUGGGCUGCAGACGGGUGAUCCAGCUGGAUUCACUCUUGCAGAUACCCUUGCAUGUGGAACUGUUGGUCAUAUUAUUGGGGUUGGGGUCGUUCUUGGCCUUAAGAACAUGGGUGCCCUGUAAAAAAAAAAAUUAUCUUCUUCUCUUCUUAAUUUUUUUGACUCUCUAAUUUGUGUUGCCCUGUUUUUUUGUUAAUUUAUAACGGGUAUUUGGUUUGAUAA
Carya illinoinensis is the source of this 589-nucleotide messenger RNA. RefSeq names its product photosystem I reaction center subunit psaK, chloroplastic-like. The record is from RefSeq and is a predicted model, not a curated record. Gene Ontology annotation, biological process: photosynthesis. NCBI's taxonomy places the organism in Eukaryota, Viridiplantae, Streptophyta, Magnoliopsida, Fagales, Juglandaceae. The coding region runs from base 102 to 491 and encodes 129 amino acids. Gene Ontology annotation, cellular component: membrane; photosystem I. The transcript is spliced from 3 exons.